Messenger RNA from Ornithodoros turicata, 1017 nucleotides. RefSeq names its product GTP cyclohydrolase 1-like. The transcript has 6 exons. The coding region runs from base 61 to 729 and encodes 222 amino acids. The record is from RefSeq and is a predicted model, not a curated record. Gene Ontology annotation, cellular component: cytoplasm. Gene Ontology annotation, biological process: tetrahydrofolate biosynthetic process; tetrahydrobiopterin biosynthetic process. Lineage: Eukaryota; Metazoa; Arthropoda; Arachnida; Ixodida; Argasidae. Gene Ontology annotation, molecular function: zinc ion binding; GTP cyclohydrolase I activity; GTP binding.
AGACAGAUACACUGCGGCACGCGCAACACGUCGCGAGAAGCGGUGAACGCAGUGGGGCAAAUGGGGAGGACAGCUACGUCGAUCGUUGAUGGGGGGCCGAGAGGGCAGGAGGGGGACACUAAAGGCGCAACAGUUGCCAUGGAGCCUACGAACGGCAAGCAGGAGGAAGCCGCUGGACCCAUGAUUGGGGCCUACAGGGCCCUGCUCGAAGGAAUCGGAGAGGAUCCCGAGAGGCAGGGACUGCUAAAGACACCCGAGAGAGCGGCGGAAGCGUUCCUUUUCUUCACGUCUGGCUAUGGACAGGAACUAAGCGAAGUUGUCAACGAUGCUGUCUUCCUCGAGAAUCACGACGAGAUGGUCAUCGUCAAAAACAUUGAUAUGUUUUCGCUCUGUGAACAUCACCUGGUGCCCUUCAUGGGAACGGUGGCCAUCGGAUAUCUGCCUAAUAAAAAGGUUCUAGGACUGAGUAAACUGGCUAGGAUUGUAGAAGUCUACAGUAGGCGGCUUCAAGUGCAGGAGCGGCUCACUAAGCAGAUCGCCACUGCCAUCACAGAGGCCAUAGGCCCCACUGGUGUAGGCGUAGUCAUUCAGGCCACCCACAUGUGCAUGGUGAUGAGAGGCGUACAGAAAGUGGCGAGCAAGACCAUCACCAGCACCAUGCUCGGCGUCUUUCGAGAGGACCCCAAGACGCGGGAGGAAUUUCUCAAACUAGUCCUCAAAAAUGAGUGACCCCACAAACACGGCUGUUCCCUCCCCCACCAACAAGCAAGAAGUAAACGCUCGAGUGUGCGUGGUCGCGCCCACUGCCCAUCUAGACAGCCCUCCAAACUAGUGACGGUGUCGGCCCAGCAGCCUUGCAAGGCGAUUCUGCACACACACACACACUGGGGGGUUGGCCCGACGCAAAGAGGACUGGCAAAGUCAUGGUUUGUGGUCCACAGAUCACGCUAUGUACAUGCGUAAGUUGCCUUGCACUGAAGUAAUGGACAAGAAAAAAUAAACCAUACAAAGAACAUC